Messenger RNA from Dermochelys coriacea (leatherback sea turtle), 5029 nucleotides. RefSeq names its product OTU deubiquitinase 3 (gene OTUD3). The record is from RefSeq and is a predicted model, not a curated record. The coding region runs from base 1 to 1206 and encodes 401 amino acids. The transcript is spliced from 8 exons. Gene Ontology annotation, biological process: protein deubiquitination. NCBI's taxonomy places the organism in Eukaryota, Metazoa, Chordata, Testudines, Dermochelyidae. Gene Ontology annotation, molecular function: cysteine-type deubiquitinase activity.
AUGUCCCGCAGGCAGGCGGCCAAGGCGCGGCCCGGCGGCGGGGGCAAGAAGGCGGAGAUGGAGCGGAAGCGGGACGAGCGGGCGGCCCGCCGGGCGCUGGCCAAGGAGCGCAGGAACCGGGCCCCCCCGGAGGGCGGCGGCGGCGGCGGCGGCGCGGCCCAGGAGUUCGUUAGCUUCGGCAACCAGCUGCAGGCGCUGGGCCUCAAGCUGCGCGAGGUGCCGGGCGACGGCAACUGUUUGUUCCGGGCCCUUGGUGACCAGUUUGAGGGGCACUCCAGAAACCACCUCAAAUACCGCCAGGAAACAGUGGAUUACAUGAUAAAGCAGAGGGAGGAUUUUGAACCUUUUGUGGAGGAUGAUGUUCCCUUUGAGAGACAUGUUGCCAAUUUGGCGAAGCCUGGUACAUUUGCUGGCAAUGAUGCUAUUGUGGCAUUUGCAAGGAACAAUCAAAUGAAUGUGGUUAUUCAUCAGCUCAAUGCCCCUCUGUGGCAGAUUCGAGGCACGGAUAAAAGCAACGCAAGGGAACUGCACAUCGCCUAUCGAUAUGGAGAGCACUAUGAUAGCGUGCGGAGAAUAAAUGACAACUCUGAAGCCCCUGCACAUCUUCAAACAGAGAUGCUGUGUAAAAAUGAAUCUAAUAAGAGGGAGAAAAUAAAGCCACAGAAGGCAGAAUCUGAAGAGGAGUUAGAGGAUGAAGUGGAAGAUGCUGUACAAAAAGUCUGUAAUGCAACUGGGUGUUCGGAUGUUGAUUUAAUCAUCCAGAUUCUGGAAGUGAAGAACUAUGAUAUUGACUCUACGAUAUUUGGCAUUCUCCAAGUGAAUGAAGUGAAAAGAAUCUAUUCUGAAGAGGAAUGCGAGACCCAGGCCAAGAGUCAGAAGUCACAGAGCUCAGCCUUGUGGAAGGAGAAUGGAAGUGGCACCAGAAUCUUUGGAAAUCAGGGGUUGCAUCAGGAUGGAACAGAAAACAACAAGACACAGGCUAGUCCAGAUGAAGAGAAUCAAACCAACAAAAAACAACAUUUCCCAAAGGUAUGCAUUAAACAAAGGAAGGAGCAGCAGCGGCUAGAGAAGAAGAAGCGGCAAGAAGAAAGGCACCGGCAGAAAGUCCUGCCCAACAGGAGUAACAAUGCAGAUAAUAACAGGAGUGAGACAGACUCGGAUACGCAAGUCACCCUGGUGAAGACCCUUGCAGCUCUGAACAUAUGACUGAUAGUAUUGUGGGUUCUUUGAUGGAAUACGUGAAUGGCAAAUAAGACUGAUCAGGAAGGGCACUGAGCUUUCAGACAAAGCCAUCUUCAAAGCAGAUUCCCCAGCACCCCUCUAUUUUUAAACAACGUUUCCGUGGGUUUCUCUUAGCAUAUGCCGAGUUGUCUUUGGUUCUCCAGCUGUGGGAAGAACAACUCUUCAAUAACACUAAAGAGCAUCAGCCAAGCUUGUGAGGGAUGGGCAAUCAAGGUUAAGCAAAGUGAAAGUCAGCACUUGUUUUUACUAUUCCUGAGACAGAGUCUAUUCAACCUUGAUCCAUCACCCAACACAACUUGUGUGAAUUUUGCUUGGAGAUCUCACAAUAUUACUUAAGUUAACUCUGACUACAUUUUACAAAGCUCAAGUAUGGAAGAGCUGUGAUUUUAAAUUACUGUGCAGGAACACUUCAAUUGCUCCCAACUCAGGAACUUUUCUUUCUCUAAUUAAAAUAGAUUGGGACAAAAUUCCCAAAUCCCUUUCAAAGCUAAUCGGCCAAAUGCUAUACCAGACACGUUAGAUUUCUUUUCCUCCCCACUUGUAACUUGAUAGCAAGUUAUAGUCCAGAUGGAGCUGCUCUUGUUGCACUAAGCCAGAUGCUAAAUGCUGCUAACUAUUAGAGGAGAUGGGGGAUGGUUGGGUCUGUGCUUGUUUUUUUGCACAGAGAGGGUGAACUCUUAAGUCUGGAGAUGCUCUGAUAUGCUGGCAACUGAGUUCCCCUUCUGACAAUGCUGCUCCAAUAAUAGUAGGGGGAUGCCAAUGUAUUCCCUAGGUUGCUGAGUGGAUUCACCCAAUCUGGUGAGGUUUAAGAUGAUAAUCUUUUACCAUAAGCAGGUGUAAGAUUUCUAUUGUAUAGUAACAAAGAUGUGCUGGUGUUUGGACCAUCCUCCACCUUGCUCCUGACUAUUCAGCGCUAGAGUCCAAAAGAGGGCCAAACUCCAUAGUUCUUAAUUUGAUGGGAUGGAGCAUUGGAUAUCACUCAAGUGUUUGGACCUGCAUCAAGAGUUAAGUUUAAAAAGUGAAGGAUUGCGGGGGGGGGGAACCCUUACUCAGAAUAAAGUCUAAGCAGAAUGUUUGACUGAGAUGAGUUUUGAAAAGUGAUCCUAGAUGUCUUAAUCAUCCUACAUUGGUACUAGAACAUAUAUAGAUGUGAAACAUACAAAUGUCCUUUUGGCUUAAUUGCCAAAUCUCUUAGAGGUUCUUGGUUUCCUCUUACUGUAUAUUAGUAACAUUUGAAGCACUAGAAGAAAUGGUGCUCUAUUUGGUAUGCCAGCAAUAUUAAAGGUUGCAGUAGAAAAGUAAAACUGAACUCUGACCUUAGAAUUUAAAAAGCCGCUUGGUGGUAGUGAAUAUAAUAAAAAAGUAGCCCUUCUGCUUAGAGAUGAGACGCUGCAUCUAACCGGUCAAGAGGUACAUUACUGGCAGAUCAAUCCAAGUUUUGGAAGUCUUUGUUCCAACUAGGCUACAGACUCCAGAGGUGAUUACGAACACCUAGCAACUUUGUACUUUGCUGCUCCAAUUGCUAGUGAGAUGGGGGCCCCAGAGGGGUGGGGAGGUGAAGCUAAAAAGUGAAUCUGACAAAGGGCACGUCACUUAACCAGCAGCAAAUAAAAGGUAUUUACAGCAGUGGGGAAAAUGCUUUAGCAAGGUUGUAUCUACAGGUCACUAAGAGGUUGCCUCCUUGCUUAGCCCCACUAUGUUUUGAUAUAGGGAGGAGAGCCUGCUUCUGUAAGUGACUAGACAAAUGUCGGAGCUGAAGUGACAAUGCUGGUUUGUCAGCUGUAUAACUAGGAUUUGGAUUCUUGAUAUUCUUUGUGAAUCAUGUAGCUUUUUCUUGAGUCAGAGCUGAUUAGAGGAUUGUUUGUCCAUCCGAUUCUGGAGUAGUAGGGAGAAAGUUGUUUGGAAAGAAAAUAUAGCUUCUACCAUAAGCACAGAAGCUGCCUCCAUCAUUGACCCUGCAAUUCCAACCUUGUUCUUGAGGAGAUUCACUGGGCUGGCUUUUUCAUGCAGUGCUACCAGAUCUUUAGUGGGAGGGGAAGAGUGAUCAUACAUUCAGAUACUUAACUAUGGUACCUGAAAUGGAAUAUGCAAUAGAAAAUGCUUUCGUUUGUAAGUGUAAACAAAUUAAACAAGCUCUUAUUGCACUGAGCUGAUUGUCUUGUUAAAGCACUCAACUUCACUCCAGCAAGCUGUGCCAAGAAAUCUAGCCUAUAGUAGUUGAGGAUCCCAAACUCUCCUGCCCUCUGUGGUACAGACUCUCGGGCUGGCUGAUGGAAAUUCUCCUGCCUUUAAAAUCUAGAACAUCUCUGACAGAGGGAGUUCCCUGUACUUUGUUCCUCCAGGAACUUCCUUUCCUGCCUGUUGUCUAAACGAGAUUUGGCAGUUGUCCUCUAGAUGGCAGGCUGCGAAUAGCCUUUACAGGGAGAAGAUCAUCAGGAAAAUGAGCAGAGGAUGAAUCCGAUUCAUUCCCUUACAGCUUUUAUUGUCGAGCUCUUUGGUAUGGAGCUAACUGCUACAUGGCAUUGGGUGUCUUUGCAGUGGGGUGAUGAGCUCAGCUAUUUUUUCCCUUGCCAUUUUACAUUAGGGUCAGUUCCCACCCAUAUAGCAGACACCAUCUCCAUCCCAAGAAGCCUGCUGCUUGAGAAUCCUUUGGUUUUAUCAAGGUGGCUACUUAGUACAAAACACAUUGGGCUUAAUUCUAGAUGGGAACUUAAAUAGCUCAGUAUAGGCAGUAGUAUAUGGAGACUUCAAACUCUAGAUCUCUCUGGCUGCAGAUACAGUUUUACCAAUGGUAGUUUAGUGGCCUACGUGAAAUGAAUACGUUUUGAGUCCUGCUAGAAAGAUACUUUGAUUCCUUUGAAGUCUGAGAGGUGCUCCUUCAAGAGAAGUUUAGCAAACAUUGUCAGAAGCUUUUACUGCUGCUGCUGCUCCUUGUGAUAUACCUAUUUGGAUAGAGGGUUAGCUCAGCAGGUGGAAACUUGCAUAACUCCACUGACUUUGAUGGAGUUAAAUUGGUAAUGUAAACCAAGCCGAUGUCUGUAUAACUGUUGCUAGUUAUACUGACGUAACCCCCACUGUAGACUAUGCUAUGGGCUUCUCCCAUCAACAUAGCUACUGCCUCUUGGGGAGGUGGAGUACCUAUGCCAAUGGGGAAACUAUCUUCAUUAUGCACUACAGCACUAAGCGUGGACAAGCAAUUAUUGCCAAACUAUGCAGGUUGAGCAUGUGGUCAAUUAUUCUUUAAUGCUACUAAUCCAAUACCUUCCUCCAGUAAAUGUAAAGAGAAAAUACCCCCAUAGCAGUUAAAUGGCAUUGAAAAUAAAACGCUUGGCUGGAGGUUGCCCAUGGUAACAAAAGCAGGCUUGGGUUUGAGUAAGUGGCAGGGAGGCUUCCCCUAUCUUUAACUGUGCAUUAAUUCUAGUUCCUUUCUGGCGAUACCUUAAACCUCCCUGGAGGGCGUUCAGUCCAUCUGAUGACUUACCAAUGGUCUUACCUCAUCUGCAGUGCCUGACUAUUCGAAAAGUCACAUGACCUGUAGCAUUUGCUUCCAUAGUAAUGCUCCAGAUGUCCCUAAUUUCCCUUGGAUUCUGUUGAAACUGAGUAGGGCUCUUCUCUUCCUUCCUACUUCAGAGCGCUCUGUGGGGCUUCUGCCCCGUCAAACCAAAAUGUCUGUCUCUUAAUUUAAUACUUGGUGCAAUAGAAGCUGCAAAGACGUGCCAUGAACUAGGAGAAUAGAUUUUUGUAUAUUGCUCGUACAGAUUAAAGGCAAAAUUCAGAUUACUAAAAA